UUAUUUUUGGGCAAAACAAAAGCACCAGACUUCUACGCUCCACAAAACGUCUACGUGCUACGUCACUGCGUUAAUAACUAUGUUUUCGUGACGCCACCUUCUCGCGAGAUGAGACUUGCGACGUCGGGAUUCGCUGCCCGGCUAAAAAAAAGCCUGACGUUAACGGGAUAGCGGGAUGUUUAAGCAGCGGCCCGGGACUGCGGGCUGUGUGAUUAAAGCGGCGAGUCUGCCGGGCGAUUCAGCGCAUUGGACUUCACCGGCGCCAUCUUCUUCUCUUCGGAAAUCUUUGUGAAGUAAGCGCCGUAUCGGCGCAUGUGCAGUUGGAACAGUCUGCUGGUUUUUCAACAACUGUGCAUGCACUGAAAGUCACGGAAAUAGCCGAAGCGUCACAAGAAGACCCGAAGAGAAGAAUAUGGCGCCCGUAAAUUCCAAUGCCCUGAUCUGCAACGAGGGUAGAAUCCUCUUCAUACAAGAAGACUCCAAAGAGGUUGUCUAGAAGCAAACGCAAGUCUCCAGCCUUAAAUUCUCCUUCCAAUGAUGUUGACCAACAAAAUGAAAUAUUUUGGGAUCCGCAUUCGCCAACCACAUUUAAAAUUGAAAAUGGAAGAAGAAAAAGACAGACUGCAAACAAAUGUACUGUUGAAAUUUCUGAUAUUGUUAACAGAAUUGCUCCAAAGAAUGAAAAGCCAGCAGAUGCUACUUAUCUUCAAAUGUGGAUUGGGGAUGAUGCUAUUCCAUCAACACCUGUAGUUGCAAGAUCAAGGACAAAAGUUAGUUUAAGACCUAGAAGCUUUCAUACGGAAGAACUCCUGAAGUUGGCCAGAGAAUUUGACAGAAACUUGGUAGAAGCAAUCCAGUCUCAAGAACAACAUCAUCUGACUUCUGCAGAUGACAAAACUGUACGUUUAGGUGCUGCUCAAAUCUAUGAAACUGAUACAUUUCUAGAAGAUAUCACUGAAGAAGAUGUAGAACUUGCUCUGAAAUCUGUAAGUCAGAGUUCACGAGUAAGCACAUCAUCACAUGGCCAGAAAUCUGUGGAUCAAGAGGCAGAAGCUGCCCUCAAUGCACUUUUCGACUGUUCCACACAAAAAGUCAGUGGCCGAUUAAGCCAGACUUUAUCAGAUAUCUCCCUAGGUAGCACAUAUGGGCUUCCUGUAGGUGUAAAAGAUAACACUGGUGAAAUUUCAUUGCAUGCAACAGUUGAUAGCGACAAAGAUCAAACACAUACAGUUUCAAAGCAAAUUAUAUCACUUAAUGAAUCGCAUUCAAAACUGAUACAUACCUCUAAAAGGAUUGGAUCUGUUAUGGCUAAAGAGAAAUCUAGACAGACUGAAUCAAAUGGUGUGUCUGACCCAGCUGCUUCAAAAUCGGAUAGUCGAGAUUGCUUUGAAGAUGACUGGGACCAUGACUUUUUUGACGAUGAUUCUUUUAUUAUGGAAAUUACUCAAAAUCCAAAUUUGAUUGCUACUCCUAAGUCUGAACAGACCAAUAGCAAAUCGGACAAAAGUGGUUUUCAUUCUGUUGGGUCUAAAACAUCUGAAAACUUUAAAGACAAUGAUAAAAAUGUGGUUUCUAAAAAAUCAAAUACUUAUGUGUCACGGACAUCAAAUGUGCAAGUUGAUUCACAUUCUGUUGACAAAAGUGACAUUAAUAUCUUGGUGCCUUCAACAAGUUAUGUUUCCCAGUUGCCUUUAAACUCUCAAACGAUUCAUUCAAUGCAGAGUAAUCACUCACUUGUUCGUGACAGUGAUUCCUUUACGCGUGGAUUAUCUAAAAACCUCAGCACAAAUUCAGAAAUGUUAGCUUUACAUAAUGUGCCAAUGAAGCCUUCCCCCUGUCAUGUUCCACGGAAACAGAACCAUGCGCCUAUUCCGGAAAAGGCUUCAGUCCAACUUGAUGAAUGGGAUGACCCCAAAUUUUCUGAUGACGUUCUGGAUAUGUUUUGUGAAUCUGAUAGCCUUUUGGAAGCAAACGAAGAGGAUGAUGACUUACUAUAUCAAGUAUGUGAUGAUGUAGAAAGGUUAACUCAGGCGAAAAUAACAAAUGAAGCAGUUAAUAAAACAGAAAAUAGAGACGUAAUCCGCUUAAGCUGUGCAAAAACUGUUACAAGAAUAACCAAAGCAGCACAGGCAAGCCAGCACUUUGGGCAAAACAAAAAUGGGAGCCAAAUUUUCCAAUCCUUUUCAAGAAAUACAUUUAGUGAAAACGCAACUCAAUAUAAUAGCUCCACAAACUGUUCCCUACAGAAAAUAGCAGCUCCUUCUGCUGUCACAGGACUUGGCACAUGUGGAAGUGCCACCACUAAUGAAAAUGGAGGAUUGAGCAAGACUAACCUAGGCCCUGUAAAGUUCGACAGUUUUACUUCCAUUCCUUCUGCCAGUGAAUGUACGAAAAUACUGCCUAUUGGCACUCAGCCACAAAGUAUGGGGAAUCCACAGGUUUCUACAACUACCGCAAAAAGUUUAAUGGCACCUUCAAAGUUCACAUUUACUCGAACAAAAUCAUCUCAGAUAGUGCCUUCACAUACAUAUACUGGAGGGACAAGUGAUUUUAAAAAGAUGAAUUCCCAAGACAUGGUUGGAAACAAGAAUCACAAAAAUCCUUUGGUCCCAAAGAAUGAAUUACUCAAUCAUCCAUUCAGUUUAAAAAGACAGCUCUCAGAAUCUGUUUUGCAGUCUACCAAAGUAUUGAUUUCAGAAGAAAGGAAUACAAAGUGUUCAAUGGAGGAAAUUGAGAGAAAAAAACAAAAGGCGUUGGCCAGAAAGCAAAUGAGAGGGCACGCAUUAUCCAGUGAUACAGCACACCCAUAGCUAUGAGAGAUCACUGGAAUAUGUGCUGGAGAUGACAUAGCUUUGCAGACCGGAUCUUUGUUUAUUGCAACUUCUCUGUGAGAAAUAAUGUGCCGAAUCAAAAAGAAAAAAUGUUUCUAACAUUUGAUUGUUUACAAUGGUAAACACUUGUUUUUGUAAUAUUUGUAUAAGUACAAAUUCUUCCUGUAUGCUCAGGAAUGGCUCCACUGAUACCUGUAAUAGUAUUCAUCACGAUUGUAGGAAUCAAACCAGAUUUUUUUCCUUAAAAUUGAGUCUUAGAAUCAUUUAUUUCUAAACUCUAUGCUUGCUUAAAUUUUUGUGUCAUUUUGCGGAAAGAUUCCUGUUUAAUACAUUGACAAAAUAAACAGGUGUAAUAUAUUUGA
Molecule: messenger RNA, 3193 nt
Organism: Xenopus laevis (African clawed frog)
Lineage: Eukaryota; Metazoa; Chordata; Amphibia; Anura; Pipidae
Gene: etaa1.S
Product: ETAA1, ATR kinase activator S homeolog
Exons: 7
Coding region: 711-2810 (699 amino acids)
Biological process (GO): replication fork processing; DNA damage response; regulation of DNA damage checkpoint
Cellular component (GO): nuclear replication fork
Molecular function (GO): protein serine/threonine kinase activator activity
Source: RefSeq, a predicted model, not a curated record